Mitosporidium daphniae is the source of this 339-nucleotide messenger RNA. RefSeq lists its product as uncharacterized. The transcript has a single exon. The record is from RefSeq and is a predicted model, not a curated record. The coding region runs from base 1 to 339 and encodes 112 amino acids. Lineage: Eukaryota; Fungi; Microsporidia.
AUGUGGGCUGCCGGCGGUGGCAGUGGCAUUGGUGGCAGGCUGGUCUCGUCUGCCUCCAGGCUAAUGUCGCACACUUCUGUGUUUUCAGUAGCUGUACGUGUGGCCAUUUCAAGGAAAACAUUUAAUGGGUCAUCAGUGUCCACGCGCAGUGUGUUUAUGGAGCCUUCGGCCUAUCCGUGGCGAAAGCCACCUAGAGACCAUCCCUAUGAGGGUGGAAAUGGGCGGCCAAGAAGCAAGUCUUGGCGAUACUCUGCAUAUCUAAAGGUAUUUUUUAUUUUAACUUCUAGGCAAAAAGAAAGCGAAUUCGAGCCAAAAAAGAACACAAGAAGCGAUCGAUAA